Messenger RNA from Stegastes partitus (bicolor damselfish), 3829 nucleotides. RefSeq names its product gap junction protein alpha 1b (gene gja1b). Bases 95 to 1261 code for a protein of 388 amino acids. NCBI's taxonomy places the organism in Eukaryota, Metazoa, Chordata, Actinopteri, Pomacentridae. Gene Ontology annotation, molecular function: gap junction channel activity. The record is from RefSeq and is a predicted model, not a curated record. Gene Ontology annotation, biological process: cell-cell signaling; cell communication by electrical coupling; heart development. Gene Ontology annotation, cellular component: connexin complex. The transcript is spliced from 2 exons.
CGGGUCACUCUGCUCCGGUUCGUCUGUUGGAUUCAGCCCAGAGAAAGUCUUCAGGCGGACACUUCCCUGCCUCUUCCAGCUAACCUCCCUCAGAAUGGGUGACUGGAGUGCUCUGGGUCGUCUGCUGGACAAGGUCCAGGCCUACUCGACCGCCGGAGGGAAGGUGUGGCUGUCGGUGCUCUUCAUCUUCAGGAUCCUGGUUCUGGGGACGGCGGUGGAGUCGGCCUGGGGCGACGAGCAGUCGGCCUUCAAAUGUAACACGCAGCAGCCCGGUUGUGAGAACGUCUGCUACGACAAGUCCUUCCCCAUCUCCCACGUUCGCUUCUGGGUGCUGCAGAUCAUCUUUGUGUCGACGCCCACGCUGCUCUACCUGGCUCAUGUCUUCUACCUGAACCGGAAGGAGCAAAAACUCAACCGGAAGGAGGAGGAGCUUAAAGCCGUGCAGAACGACGGCGCCGACGUCGACAUACCGCUGAAGAAGAUCGAGAUGAAAAAGCUGAAAUACGGCAUCGAGGAGCACGGCAAAGUGAAGAUGAAAGGAGCGCUGCUGAGAACUUACAUCGUUAGCAUCUUCUUCAAGUCCAUGUUCGAGGUGGGCUUCCUGGUGAUCCAGUGGUACAUGUACGGCUUCAGCCUGUCAGCCGUCUACACCUGCGAGAGGUCUCCGUGUCCACACAGAGUGGACUGCUUCCUGUCCCGGCCCACCGAGAAGACCGUCUUCAUCAUCUUCAUGCUGGUGGUGUCUCUGGUGUCGCUGCUGCUCAACAUCAUCGAGCUGUUCUACGUCUUCUUCAAGCGGAUCAAGGACCGAGUGAAGGGCAAACAGCAGCCGACACUGUACCCGAGUGGCGGCACGCUAAGCCCCACCCCCAAAGAUCUGUCCUCCACCAAGUACGCCUACUACAACGGCUGCUCGUCGCCCACCGCUCCGCUGUCGCCCAUGUCGCCGCCAGGCUACAAGCUGGCCACCGGGGAGCGGGGAACUGGCUCCUGCCGAAACUAUAAUAAGCAGGCCAACGAGCAGAACUGGGCAAACUACUCCACAGAGCAGAACCGGCUGGGCCAGAACGGGGGAGGAAGCACUAUUUCAAACUCCCACGCACAAGCCUUUGAUUUCCCCGACGACACCCACGAGCAUAAGAAACUGUCCUCGUCAGCGGGACACGAGCUGCAGCCGCUGGCGCUGAUGGACGCCAGGCCCUGCAGCCGGGCCAGCAGCCGCAUGAGCAGCCGGGCCAGGCCGGACGACCUGGACGUCUAAACCGAGGCUCCUCCCUCCACCUCCGCUGGCUGCGGCCGGCGAAUCAGGAAACACUUGAUCACAUGGUUCAUCAGAGGUGGGACUAACCUCAGUCUUCAGUAGAAACUCUUAGUUGGUCAAAGAGACGCUAAACCUGCUCGGUAACACUGUCAAGGUACAACAUCUGUAGCUUUAGUGGCCUUAACCCACCUGUAAGAAACAACACCGGACCAGGACAAGAACCAGAACCAGGUCCAACAGGGACACCCCUUAGAACUAGAUCCAGGUCCAACAGGGACGCACCUUAGAUUUAGAACAAGGUCUAUUAGGGACUCCACUUAGAACGAGUCCAACAGGGAUGCUCCUUAGAACCAGAACCAGGUCCAACAGGGAUGCUCCUUAGAACCUAAACAAGGGUCUAACAGAGAACCUCAUUGGUUCCCUGACUGACUGACUGACUGACUGACUGACUGACUGGGUUUUAACUUGCUGAGGUUCUAUAUUCGGUUCUGUUCUGUUUGUUAGUUCUUUUUCCAGCAGCUUUACAACAGAGUGUCUCCUUUACGGUCCAACAGGUUCUUUAAUAACUGUUCUCCAUUGGUAAGCACUGAUCAGAGGUCCAAACCUGCAAAUCUAAAUCCCCUAAACUAAACUGAUCUAAUCUAAACUAGUCCAAACUAAGUUAAACUAUCUGGUCCAGGUUCGGGAAGCAUCUCCAUGAGAAUCAAGAACGCUGAGUUUGGAUCGAGGAUAAAUUCUGCUGCGUUCAAGUUGGUUUGUCGCCCCAAAGACGUGUUUCUGCAGAACUAAGCUGCAGCUCAGCACAUCACAGCAGGUCCAAUCAGAACCAGUUUUAUCUGUAGCUCGGCUCAUGUUAGGCUGUUGUCACUGCAGGGUGCUGAACGCGUGUUCCAACCAGCAGAACCGUCCCUGUGGAACCUGUUGCCGGGCUGGUUCGGUUCUUCUGAGCAGUCGUGAGCUGCUGCACGGUUCUUAGUGCUGAUUGGUUAGACUCAGAAGACAGAUGCUGAUUGGUUCGACUCCGUCCGGUCACUGCUUGUUCUGGUCUCUGAGUUGAUGUUGGAGCUGUUGGACCUGCAGUGGAACCAGAAACACUGAAAGGUUCCCUUCAGCUCCAGUCUGAACAGCUGAUCUGUUGUUUUUCAGAUUUCAGGACAGGAUUUAAUACAAAUGUGAGAUCUAAAGAUCAACGACUAAUUGAUUAGUCAUCAGCUUUUAAAUUGAUCUCUAUCCACGCUGACCAAUCAGUGGGAGUCAUUUUAAGUUCUGAUUCAGUGGAUGUGUUCUGGGUUCUUCCUCUGUGACACUAAACUGAACGUCUUCGGACUAAACACGACGUUUGAGGAACUCUGAUCCUCAUUUUCUGACGUUUUAGGCCAAACAGCUGAUUGAUUGAUCCAGAAAGCGACGAGUCCUGGUGUGGCGGGUUAUGGGACACUCUGUUCUAAAGCUGGUGAACAGCACACGAUCAGAACCAGCAGGACGGGUCAGGGUUUGUAGAUGGAAAUCUGCGCUGCUCCUACAGUUUGCUGGUGUGUCAGACAUGAUUAAUCCAUUUCUUCUCGUUUCCACUGACGUCACGUUUGAAGUCAGACAGUUUGUGUUGCAGAGCGUCCAUCCCUCCCUGCAGGUGACCUACAGAAGGCUUCAUUACGUUCCUGUUCGUAUUUAUUGCCUGGCAUCAACCACUAAGAGCAACAAUUGACUACUAUCCAGUAUCUCAAAGAAACAUCUUCCAUCAGCUCCCCACAAACUGUGUAUUUAUUGACAGUCUUUCUAUUGUUUCUUGUGUAAGUUUAUCAGUCAGCAUGGACUGUUAUUUCCUGAGAAACUUUGAAUUUGUGUUGCUGUUGUGUUUUCAUUGUGUGUGAACGUGGCAGGAGACGGUUCGGCUGAUCUGUCUGUUUGUGGCUUCAUUCAGAAAGGCUUUAUCAGUGCAUUCGAUGAGCUCUUUCUCCUUCUUCAUCUCCUGAGAGAAACGCAGCAGAGUGAUGAUUUUCGUAUUUGAGUGAGUGAUUUUUUUUGUUCUGUAGGUUUUGUUUUGUCUUUCAGACUCGAUGUAACCGUUGCUGCUUGAGAAAUAGAUAUGUAGUACUGUAAAUCAAGCUAACUGUGUCACAAUAAAAAUGUGAGUUUUUAGAAGACUGCUUAUAGAUCUGGACUAAUAUUUAGUCACUUAUAUGAAAUGUAUGCCGAUGUAGCUCCACCUCUACAAACACUAGAAUCAAUCUCAAUUUGGACUUCUUCUGUUUUUGUUGUAAUGUUUGAACUUGUUUUGUCGGUACUUACAGAUGUCAUGGAUCUUUCGGCUACAAUGGCAUUUGCACUGAGACGUUGGUGAUAGAUAGAGAUGUAAUAUGAUUCACACAGUCAGUGGUUCAAGAGUUUUCUGAUAGACAUGUUACUAAUUUAUUUUAUAACAGAAAUCACUACAGUGCAUAAUAUCAGUGACCGGUUGAGAACGGAGGAGAUCCACUGUUGUACAGUGUCAGUGCAUGAUGGCAAAGAGAACUCAUUCAUUGUAUCUGUGAAAAGCUAUUUUAACCAAUAAAUAUUUUUCUGUCUUAA